Molecule: messenger RNA, 3803 nt
Organism: Geodia barretti
Lineage: Eukaryota; Metazoa; Porifera; Demospongiae; Tetractinellida; Geodiidae
Source: the annotation of a GenBank genome assembly
AGUGUAUAGUGUGCGCGAUGCGGUGAGACUCCUCUACACAACAUACAGCUUUUUGCGCACUGUUUUGUAAAGCAGUGCAGCACAUGGACGCCAGGGCUGAACGCAGUGAAGAGAUGGUUCCGCUCCAGGAAGAGUCUGCAUACGACGGUGCCGGUCGUACAUCGUCCCCGUCCCACGACGUCUGCAAGUUCGUGUGCGGGCUCUUCGUGAUCACACUGCUGGUGACGGCCCUAUUCGGCGGGGGUUUAUUUACUGGCUACGGCGCUAUCUGCGAUCGUCAUCGGACGUGCAAGUGCACUGGGGGUGCAAAUUCCGUAACUGCGAAAUGGGGAGGAGAAGUCAACGGAACGGGGAGUGGGACGGCCGUUCCUGUGUCGAAAUGGCUAGACGACGAGAUGAAAGCUGGAAAUAUUAGAGAGAAUCUAAGGGAGCUGACAGCGAAACCUCACAUCGCGGGCAAUGUCAGUGAUAUGGAAGUGGCCAUGUUGAUCUACAAUCGCUGGAAGGGCUACAAGACCUUUGACCGAGUGGAGCUGGCCAACUACACGGUCCUGCUGCAGUACCCAGGGAACAGCAGUAGUCCCAACAGACUGGAGCUGCGGGAGUCGGGGGGGAAGGUGGUCUACACUGCAGCUACCCGCCAGGAGAAACCUCUGCUGCCACAGGAGAGAGAUCCCUCCGUCGCUCCUCCUUUUAAUGCCUACUCUGGCACUGGGAACGUCUCUGGUCCUCUGGUGUAUGUUAACUAUGGUAGACUGGAGGACUUUUACUAUCUCAACACUACCCUCAAUAUCAGUCUGGACGGACACAUCUGCAUCAUACGCUAUGGAAAAAUCUACCGUGGAGAUAAGAGCAGAGUGGUUGUAUUGGAGUCAUCAUCUACUCUGACCCCGCGGAUUAUGCCCCCAGAGAUGGUCCCCCUGGUCUUCCCCAACGGCACCAGUCUCCCACCCUCCGGGGUGCAACGAGGAUCACUGUUCCAGAGAAACGGCGACCCCCUGACUCCGGGGGUCCCUGCAAUUCCAGGGAUAUUCAGGAGAGACUAUGAGGAAGAUGUGGUGAAGAAAGGAUACGCUCCCAGUAUCCCAGUACAACCCAUCUCUUAUGGAGAUGCCAUCCACUUCAUGAACCAACUGACUGAGUACCGAGCCCCUGUCAACUGGACUGGUCAGCUGAACAUGUUCUACUACUGCAUCCUCCAGUCACCCACCAACACCAAUGAGAUAUAUCUUGAAGUCAACAACUACCUGGUUCAUAGGAACAUCACUAAUGUCAUUGCUACAGUGUAUGGAUCAGUGGAGCCAGAUCGCUACGUUCUGCUGGGUAACCACCACGAUGCCUGGACAUUUGGAGCAGUGGACCCAAACUCUGGGACUGCAGUACUCAUGGAGCUGGCCAGAGCUCUCAGUGACCUCCGCAGCAAAGACUGGAGACCAGGUCGAACCAUUCUCCUCUGCAGUUGGGAUGCAGAGGAAUAUGGACUGAUUGGAUCCUACGAAUGGACUGAGGAACAUGCAAAGAUCCUAGGAGCCAAUGCUGUAGCCUACCUGAAUGUGGAUGUUGCCGUUGGUGGGGUAUACUCUUUCAAUGCUGCUGCCACCCCACUUCUCAUCCAGCCUAUCUACACUGCAACCAAAACAACCAAGUGCCCCAACAAAGGUUUUGCCACAGUCUAUGACGAGUGGCUCCACUACCAACCAAACCCCACCAACAGCGCUCCUCAAGUCCCUGGUCUUGGCUCAGGCAGUGACUAUACCCCCUUCCUACAAGGUUUUGGCAUCACCUGCUCUGACAUGAACUACAGAUACUUUGACCCCGUAGGGUACCCAGUGUAUCACUCAGUCCACGACAACUUCUUCUACGAGGCCAACCUGAGGACCCGUCCUUCUCCCACCACACAGCCGUGGGUCUGUGUGGGAGACUACUCCACUGCACUCACAAACAUCAUGGCGGGAUUGGUGGAAGAGUAUGGAGAGGUUCUGUCUUCCCAGAACAUAAGUCUUGAUUACCUCAACAGCUCCAUCAGAGAGUUCACGAUGUCCGCCGAAUGUCUGUGGGAGGAGUUACAGAAGGUGUCAGGUGACCCCAGUGACCUCAGUCGUGUCAGGAGACUCAACGAUCAACUGAUGCAGUUGGAGAGAGCCUUCAUUGUACCAGAGGGUCUCCCUGGAAGACCUUACUACAAACAUGUGGUUUAUGCGCCCAGCUCAGUCAACCAGUACGGCAGCUCUCUGUUUCCCGGUGUGUCUGAUGCCAUCUUUGCGGCCAUGGAGUGGGGUCGUAGCUGGGACCUUCUCAGAGAGCAGCUGGACCUGGUUCGGGUCCACAUACUCUAUGACUCUCAGAUCAUGACUCAAAGCCUUGACAACACAAUAGCUUUUACAACAGUCGGUAAAGACAUAGAGGACCUGAAACAGUGGACCUCCUGUUCGGGACAGCACUUCGAACCCCCGGAGUUUGUACAGCCGUCUCAAAGCGAAGUUUGCUCUCCUACACUCCACGAAGCAAAUUCCAAAUGUACAGAUGUUCAUUUGACUUACACUGAACAUCCACCUUCAAGUGGAGACUAUCGACCUCUGAGGCCAAAGUAUGGGACAUAUGAAUAUCUGCCACCUCAGAGAUGGCUCUCUGCCCUCCAGUACGGUGCGGUGGUAUUCCUCUACCACCCAUGCACCCCUCCUGACCAGGUCUCCCAGUUGAAGCAGCUGGCUCGGAGCUGUCUGUGGCGCCAUUUCGUGUCCCCUUACCCUCUCCUGGACUCUGAAUGGCCAAUGGCUGUUGUGUCUUGGGGGUGUGUCCUCCGAGUAAAGUGGGUGGAGUCGGAAGCAAUCAAAAAAUGGGUGGAGUCACAUGCACUACGCACUCCUCAAACGGCAGAGUUCGCUAAUGAUGGCACCUACGAUGAAGGGUUGAUUCAACCAGCAGACAAGGUGGAAUUGAAUGGAGACGAGGCUGUCUGUCCCUCACCUCCUCCUCCCACCACCAUCCUCCCUUCCUCCACCAACACACACACUAACACCACCAACACCAGCAAGCCUACCUGUCCCAACACUGCCACCUCUACCAAUUCAUCUCACAACAAAACAGACUCAGACUGUAGCCUCCCCCCCACUCCUACCUUCAACCCAGCCCCAGCUAGCAAUCUCCCGCUCCACCACCAUUUCGGCUACACCGUCCUGAUGUGUGUUGCUGGAGCCGCGCUCCUACUUGUGAUCCUCGUGUCUGCCUUGAAUCUGUGCUGCUGCAGUGCAACUCGCCGGAGGAGACGGCGGGCCAGGUACAAGUCGGUGAGCAAGUUUUUCCCGUUCUCGUACGGGGAGCAGCUGGACGCCGAUGGAGGGAGCGAUGGAGUGAGCGUGGCUAUUCCAGAGUACGGACUGCCCAAGAGUGGACGGGCUGAGAGGGAAAUGCUACUAAAUGAUUCAGACGAAGAUGAAAUCUAGCCCCCCUUAUUUUUGUUUUUCAAGGUAUUGUUUUAGUUGUGUAUUGUGUGAUUUGUGCAAAAUGCAGUAGGCUCUUCCUUUUUCAUCACACCACCUAUACUGCUCUCAUGGCACAUGAUCUGUAGUACUAUGUCAGCAGUACAACAUUAUACUUCCACAAGUUUCGAGUCAAGUCAGUGCACCUAUGUAGUGGUUUCAAAAACUGUAGAAUAUAGUUACACAUGUGGGUUUUUUAAACACAGCACAUCCACUAUUGUCCCUGAGAAGCUGUGUUCUAUGGCGUGCUUCCCUAAACCGUUGUCACACUUGCAGGUUUAAAAUGUUGCUGUCACAUUUUUUAACAACGCACAUGCACUAUUA